AUGUCUCGCAAGGCCGACCCCGAUUCGUUGGCUACGGUUGCCACGCUUUUUGCGGGCCCGGGAAGCGCGUCCAAUUCCACGCCAUCAGUCAGUCUCACAUGGGAUGGGAUUUAUCAGGAAAAUGUGGGAUUUCGCUUCGUUCUUGAUCGCACGGUCCAAACUCUCUCCAGCACCGGAAUCCCCGAAUCUGGCUCUCUGUCGGGCCUUCUAUUCGUCCCCGAUCUGGCACCCCAAGAUUCAUGCAAUAAUCUCACCGAGCCUUUCAUACCGAGCAAUGUGACUCGCCACAAAGAUGUGUCAAACUUCGGAUACCCCGUCAUUGGGCUCGCUCCGUGGGUGUCCCCGGAUUGCACCCAAUCCUUCCUGGCUGCCUCCCGCGAGAUUGGUAUAAAAGCACUCGUUUUCUUCCAGCCGUCCAACAAUGAGUCUGGAAUACCUCCUCCACCAACUGAUGCACGUUGGAAACUCGACGACGGAGACCACUGGAGAUCCGACAAUACCUAUCCCAUCUACGCGAUUCCUGGCCCGGCAGGCACAACAUUGAUGCACGAACUUGCCUGGUUUUCCGAUGGAACAAAAGGCCGGGGCCGCAAUGAGGGCAGCCACUCCGUGGAAAAGCGAGAUAAUACCGACCGGCUAUUUACUAUGAUUGACAAUGAUACCCAAACAUCUUCGAACCCAAGCCUGUGGAGCUUCGUGCUUGCAAUCCUUGGGACAAUUGUCGGAUUGAGUUUAAUCAUGUUCGUCAUCUACAAAGUUGUCAACCACCGGCGGCGAGAGGCUCUACGUCAGAGAAUCAACGCAGGAGAAGUCGAUAUCGAACAACUAGCUUUAAAUCAAAUCAAGGUGCCUCGUGAAGUUGUCGAUGAGAUGCCAACAUACACAUAUCCAGGUCCAAGACCAUCAUCCAGCAUUUCGGUCGACAAGGAACAGGCCGUACCAACAGUGGAGGAGCUCGGUUCUAGUAACACAAGUCCAUCCUUGAGGGGCCAGGAGACACCCGAGAAGACCACGGACACAACUGGGAUCAGAAUGCCCAAGCCGGCGGUGAUCAACCUUGGAAACAACGAGACGGCAGUCUGCACCAAUCCCUAUAGACUAAGCCAUACUCAGACCACAUGUGCUAUCUGUAUCGAUGAUUUCGUUGUCGGCUCAUCGAUCGUCCGUGAAUUACCCUGUGGGCAUAUCUUUGACCCGGGCUGCAUCGAUCCUUAUCUCAUGGAAACGAGCAGCCUGUGUCCACUCUGCAAAAAGAGUGUCAUGCCACCGGGCUCCUUGCAGAUCCCGGUAACUAAUGCAAUGGUUCGCCAGGAGCAAAUGCAACGACAAUCUCGUUAG
Messenger RNA from Penicillium macrosclerotiorum, 1338 nucleotides. RefSeq lists its product as uncharacterized. The transcript is spliced from 3 exons. Lineage: Eukaryota; Fungi; Ascomycota; Eurotiomycetes; Eurotiales; Aspergillaceae. The record is from RefSeq and is a predicted model, not a curated record. Bases 1 to 1338 code for a protein of 445 amino acids. Gene Ontology annotation, biological process: ubiquitin-dependent protein catabolic process. Gene Ontology annotation, cellular component: cytoplasm. Gene Ontology annotation, molecular function: ubiquitin protein ligase activity.